Rattus norvegicus (Norway rat) is the source of this 1454-nucleotide messenger RNA. It is a transcript of the gene Emb, whose product is annotated as embigin. Lineage: Eukaryota; Metazoa; Chordata; Mammalia; Rodentia; Muridae. The record is from RefSeq and is marked provisional. Gene Ontology annotation, cellular component: synapse; plasma membrane.
UUACCAGCAAGUGUACAUAGGGACAAACGGAGACCGAUCGCAGCAGGCUGAGGGUGCAGUAACGACCUCCUGGACCGACCCGCCCGCGCCAUGCGCUCGCACACUGGCUUGAGGGCGCUUGUGGCGCCUGGUUGCUCGCUCCUCCUUCUAUAUCUUCUGGCGGCGACGCGCCCGGAUCGGGCUGUGGGCGAUCCCGCAGACUCAGCGUUUACAAGUCUACCUGUUCGAGAGGAAAUGAUGGCUAAGUACGCAAAUCUGUCCUUGGAGACCUAUAAUAUCUCACUGACAGAACAGACCAGAGUAUCAGAACAAAACAUAACUUUGGAAAGACCUUCUCACCUGGAACUCGAAUGCACGUUCACGGCAACUGAGGAUGUGAUGUCAAUGAAUGUGACUUGGAAGAAAGAUGACGCGCUCCUUGAGACUACUGAUGGUUUCAAUACAACUAAAAUGGGGGACACCUUAUACAGUCAAUACAGGUUCACCGUUUUUAAUAGCAAACAAAUGGGAAAAUACUCUUGUUUCCUUGGAGAAGAGCUCAGAGGAACCUUUAAUAUCAGAGUACCCAAAGUUCAUGGGAAAAACAAGCCUUUGAUCACUUACGUGGGGGAUUCUACUGUGCUGAAGUGUGAAUGUCAAAAUUGUCUUCCUUUAAAUUGGACUUGGUACAUGAGUAAUGGAACUGCACAGGUUCCCAUCGAUGUUCACGUGAAUGAUAAGUUUGAUAUAAAUGGUUCCUAUGCUAACGAAACAAAGCUCAAGGUAAAGCACCUUUUGGAGGAAGAUGGAGGAUCCUACUGGUGCCGGGCAGCCUUCCCGUUAGGGGAGAGUGAGGAACACAUUAAGCUGGUUGUGCUGAGUUUCAUGGUGCCUCUCAAGCCAUUCCUUGCCAUAAUUGCUGAAGUCAUCCUCUUAGUGGCCAUCAUCCUGCUUUGUGAAGUGUACACGCAGAAGAAAAAGAAUGACCCAGAUGAUGGGAAAGAAUUUGAACAAAUCGAACAGUUGAAAUCAGAUGAUAGCAAUGGAAUAGAAAACAAUGUCCCCCGGUACAGAAAAACGGACUCUGGGGAUCAGUGAAUCCAAAAAGAACAUUUUGCCUUGGGAAGACGUACAGCACUGGAGUUUGAAUUUCAGCAUUCAUUGGAGAACAUCCGAGUUUUAGAUUUUUCCGAAGACAAAGAUGCCCUCACUGUGCCCAGGAGUAGUUUCGUAAACAAUAUAGACCAUCUCCUACCUAAAGAUGUAUUUUCAUUGUGUAAUUGCUUUUCAUUAAAGCAAGGUACAUUGUUUCAGCUGUGUUCUGUGAGCUGUAACCUAGAUAAUAAAGUUUACCCUCUCUGGGAGAUCAGGGGGACAGGGCAGACACCAGCAAAAUCAGUUAAUAACCCACAAAGUAAAUAUUGCUAAAGAUCUGUUUAUUACCAAAGAAUUUAUUAAAGAGAAAGUGUUUGCCA